UAAAGAAGAAGCUUUGAUAUGAUACCUGUUUUUCAGAGAAAGUUCUUAUUUUUAUCCAAUUAAACAUAAAUUACAAUUUUUUAAGGAGAUAUUUGAAGUAAAAAAGUUAGCUGUGGUGGGAGAAAACAUAUUUCCAUUCUGAGCAUUCGUAUAUCAUUUCUAUACAGGAUUCCCAAAAGAGGACUUAUUUAGACAUUUACAAGAUGGAUUUGGCGGAGACCAUGAAGAAUGUAUUGGCUAAGAGUAGCGGGAGUGGAACUACUGCAGCGAGCGGAUCUAGCUCGUCGGCGCCACACGGGGCUGAGGGCUACGUAACCGAAAAGCUUUACAUGCUUUUGCAGCUCUAUUUACAAAAUAAGGGUUGGAGCCCCAGUAUAGAGUUAUUACAGUGUUUCAGUGAUCUCAAAGAGUCUUCCAUGCUUCCAAGUGCAACUUAUUUACAAAUGAUGGCCUCAAGGGUAGGGUUAGACGCUCAGGGGCGUCUCAUAUAUAGAGAAAAUGGCAAGAUAAUUUUACCAUAUGAGCAUUUUGCAAAUGCUGUGAUGUUAAAACACAUGAAUGGUCCACAUGGCUUGCAUCUCGGCUUAGAAGCCACUGUACGAGCUGUGGUAGAGUCAUAUACAAUUGGUAGAGAGCAAUUUGGUAUGGAAAAGGAAUUUAUAGUUGAAGUGGUACAAAAUUGUCCAAACCCAGCUUGCCGCUACUAUAAGAAUCAGUUGGAAAUGACACAGAAAUCGAUACAACAACAUUUAUCCCAGCAACCCACUUACAUACCAGACGCAGGCAGCUCAAACCUGUCUGACAGUCAGGCCGUGGAACGGCUGCUGCGCGGUGCGGCGCUGCCGCAGGACUACCAGCUGCCGCUCGCGCCUCACCUUGCCGCUCUCAGUGAGUUGUUAACAAACUUGGCGGGCGACAAAUCAGAUCGACGUACUGCAGAGAAGUUGUCACAGCAUCAGCAAAUGUUGCUGCAGCAUCAGAGCAGGUCCCUGGGCCACCAGUCUUCUAUCGACAAGUAUUCAACGCGUUCCUCACAGUCGAGUAUGGAUUCAAAGUCCAAGCAUCAUUACAGUGACGAUCAUAAGCUUACUGAUUUUCUAAGAGCCAAUUUGGAGAGCCUCGAGUCGCUGUCGGGCAGCGAGCGUGGCGGCGGCGGCGGCGCGGGCGGUGCGGCGGGCGCGGGCGGCGUGGGCGGCGCGGGGGGCGCGGGCGGCGCGGGGGGCGGGCAGGAGCGCGUGGUGCGCGCCUUCGCGGAGCUGGCGCGCAACCUGCAGCGCAUGCGCCCCUGCGUGCGCCCCGCCAUGUGCAAGCCGUACGGCAAGCAGAGCGAGCAGCUGCAGAAGAUUCUUUUGGACACAAUUCAACUUGUACAGUCACUUCGGAGUUAUCUGCCGCCUCCACAUAUCCAAGUGACAUCUUGGAAAAAUGACGACAAGUUACGCUCCAACAAUAUGGAUGAAUUGGAGAGUCGUAAAAUAGUGAGUGGCAACUAGCAGUUGGAUGUUGAUUGAGGUGUUCCCAGUACAUGACAAUGCUUUUAUAUUGUGUAUUUUUGUGUUUUAUUCGUCAAUAUUGGCAAUUGUGGAGUUAAUGCCGUUUUAAUCGUCUAAAUUAGUAUUAUUUGUAUAAACUUUUGGCCAGAUAUACAUGUAUUCAUAUUGUAUUGAGGUUAUAAAUGUAUUUAUUACAUCCAAAUUUAUUUAUAUUAUCAACAUAGAUAUUAAUUAAGACUUUCUUAAAUUUUUCUUGUUUAUUAUACUUGAAGGUUUAUUUGAGUAUUCUUAUUGUUUAUGGUUUUAUGGUUAUUGUAUUUUUAUAUUCUAUAGCGAUACAAAUAUUAUUGUAUGCUUGUCUAUGUUUUGAUAUAGUCUGUUUUACGCGGGAAUCCGUAUCUGAUUAUCUACAUUUUCUAUUGUUUUAUAUUAUGUUGAUGUUUAUAUGUUUAGAUAUUUUUCUUAAUGUUUAGUUUUUUUUAUUUGCUUUCUAUAUAUUUGAGUUCUGAAGCUUUUGUGCACUAAUUCUAAAAAACACUUUUAUAUAAAGCUACUAUGAUACUUGCGUUAAAGUAAUCUCAUUAAAUUGCAAUUAUGUGCAUUAUUUACACUGUGAUAGAAGUGUAAUAGAUAUAGUGUGGUAGUACUAUGUAAGGUUUUUUAACUUUAAGUAGUUUUAGGUAAAUAAUACCUACGUAAGAGUGGAGCGGAGGUUUUAAAUUGAAUGUAGGUAUGUGUGAUACAUUUAUUGUAUUGGUGUUAUGAACUGAUUUUGCCAAACUUUCUCGGGUAUAUUUUUUAGUGAAAGACAAAUCCUAUAACUAGUAUUGAAUCAUAAUUAUACUGCUUCACGAUAAAUUUAAAACUCUCGCUCCUAUUUUUGAUUCGGCGAAAAAUUAUUUUAUAGAAAUUCAAAGAUAUGAAUUUAGCCUUCAUAAUCUUUCUUCACAAGUUUUAAUCGAUGUUGUCGCUUUAGUAAAUCUUAAAAUAUCAUAACGAAAAUCACAAAACAAUAAUCGUGAAAUGUAGGUGUUGUCAAAACUGAUAUUUUCAUUAUUUUUGUCAAUUUUAUAUAAAAUGGCUAGCCUUGGUCGUGAGUAUGUAUUUGUUGAAAGUAUUACAAUGUGUUAAUAUCGGUGGGAGUUUUGAAGCUUAGUCACUUAAAUGGAAAUUUGCCAUGUCUUGUCUCGUGAUGUAUUGAAUAGUAUCGUAUCGAAGACUGCAAGUAAACACGCGUAGGCUAAAGCUGUAUAUAAUAAUGUAUCUAUAAACUAACUUUGUGUGUAUGUAUAGUAUAAUGCAUAAACAUGGUUAUCGUGUAAAAUAUGAAGGUGAGGUUAGGUUAUUUUUUAUUAAUUUACGUUUUAAAACCGGUGUGUUUGUAAUUUACAAUAAUGCAUUUUAUUUAGCCAUUUUGUUAUUUUUUACUAAACGUAUAUACAUAUUUUUUCAAAGCCCAUAUUAUUGUUCGGUUUAUAUUUUAUUACCCGAUUCGACAUCGACAUGCAUGUAUAUUAAUGAUAAGUAAUUACUAGUUGUAACGCUUGCGUCUUGCUUUUAUCUUCCAAAACAUCACGUAAUAUGAAAAUUUCGUGAGCUCGUUAGUGCAAUAAUAAGGCAAAGCCUAAAUAAAUCUUUUGUAUCUUAGGAAUGUAAGUCAUGAAUGGAAAGUUAGCGGAACGGUCGCAGUGGUGAGGUUGUAACUGUUAGAAUUUGGUCUCGGUAUAUUAUUUUAUCAUCACAUAUAUUAUUCGUCACAUUUUUAUUAGUUAAGUUUAUUUUUUUUUUGUACAUUUUAGAAAAUUUAUAAUAACAACGGGGCAAAUGUUCGAUUAUUGUAGCCAAAUAAAUAAGGAGGCUUUAGUAAUCUAACACUAACCGCCUAGGUUUAGGUACUAUCAGUAACUACUUGAAGUAUUAUGAAAAGUUCGCACGAAUCUCUCUGUAUUAAUAUGAAUAUUUCUAGUCAAAAUUUCGUUUAUAUUUGAAUUGGCAUUUUAUCGUAUAUUAUGUAUUAAACAUAUCAGUUGUAUAGAAACUGUCUUUUGUAGGUAUGAUUUUACUUGAUCUCGCACAAGGCAUCAUUUCCGAACCGAAUACAUGUGAGUUUUAUUCAUAAGCCAGUGUAUACAUGUGCUAUAAUUAAGUGUAGCGAACAUUAAUUUAUAUAUACAUUAUCAUCCAUUGGAUAUUUGUUUUAAGUACGUUUGCGUUUAGCCUUUAUUUAAUAUGUUUUGUUAUCAACUUGGUAACAAUGCUUAGUGUUAUAUUCAACAUUUUAUUUCCUAGGUCUCGAAAUAGUGCAUUCUUCCCGAUAAAUCCCACAUGAUCUGGCAACACUAAACUGUGAUAAAUUAUAAUUAGUACACUUUCUUGGCUUUAUUUGGGUCUGAAUUUUUAUGUCAAAAUUAUUCAUGUAUUAUGUUUUAGAUGUAACUUUGUAUUUGGCCUUGCCAUGUAAUUUAUGUCGUUUAAAUUUAAAAAUGUAAAACAGUGAAAGCAGUGCUUAAAAUAAAUAAAAGGAUUGAUUUCA
This is a messenger RNA of Zerene cesonia (dogface butterfly), 4026 nucleotides long. RefSeq lists its product as uncharacterized. The coding region runs from base 204 to 1493 and encodes 429 amino acids. NCBI's taxonomy places the organism in Eukaryota, Metazoa, Arthropoda, Insecta, Lepidoptera, Pieridae. The transcript is spliced from 9 exons. The record is from RefSeq and is a predicted model, not a curated record.